Messenger RNA from Colletotrichum orchidophilum, 516 nucleotides. Its product is annotated as Erg28 like protein. The transcript is spliced from 2 exons. Bases 1 to 516 code for a protein of 171 amino acids. The record is from RefSeq and is a predicted model, not a curated record. Gene Ontology annotation, molecular function: protein-macromolecule adaptor activity. NCBI's taxonomy places the organism in Eukaryota, Fungi, Ascomycota, Sordariomycetes, Glomerellales, Glomerellaceae. Gene Ontology annotation, cellular component: membrane; endoplasmic reticulum.
AUGGUGUCUCUCGCAGAUCUGCUUCCCCCCGCAAAGGGUAUUUUGCCCUAUUACAUGCUUCUGCUCUCUCUCAUCUCCAUCGGGAAUUCGGCGCAGAACCUCCUGACCCUCCACUACUCGCGCCGCCUCUACGACGGCAAAUACGUUCGCAACACGAAGCUCCCACCCCGCACAGAAACUUUCAACCCAGAGGACUCUGUGAACAAGUUCAUCCCCGCGCCCGCCGGGGCCACGGACGUUACGGACCAGGCGACGCCUCUCGCUGCGCGUUGCUUCGGCACCUGGACGUUCCUCACGAGCAUCGUCCGCCUCUACGCCGCGUACCACCUGCACCACGGUCACAUGUACGACUUGGCCAUCUGGACCUACGUCGUUGCGCUGGGCCAUUUCGCCAGCGAGUUGUUCAUCUUCAAGAGCAUGACUUUCGGUCUGCCUCAAUACUUCCCGUUUACCUUGGCCACCACUGCCUUGAUCUGGAUGCCAUUGGUGCGCGACUUUUACGUUGACAGCCCGUAA